Aspergillus affinis is the source of this 1575-nucleotide messenger RNA. RefSeq names its product scramblase family protein. Gene Ontology annotation, biological process: plasma membrane phospholipid scrambling. The record is from RefSeq and is a predicted model, not a curated record. Gene Ontology annotation, cellular component: plasma membrane. The transcript has 3 exons. Lineage: Eukaryota; Fungi; Ascomycota; Eurotiomycetes; Eurotiales; Aspergillaceae. Gene Ontology annotation, molecular function: phospholipid scramblase activity. Bases 1 to 1575 code for a protein of 524 amino acids.
AUGCGGAGUGCCACACUCCGCCAACCACCGGCGCGAUGGAUUCGGGCGCCUGGUCGGGCACUUUCGAGCUCGUUCACCAGAGGGCGCGUCAGUCCUCGCGGCCCUCGCAAUUCCAUACGCAGACCAGAACCGCUUAGACGAGAGAGAAUACCCGUGACACCAGAAACAAAUAAUUCAGGCUCUCCCAGCCCCGAGUACGACCCGUCUCAAAACUCACUACUUUCUCCCGUCCAUAUACCCGAAGAUCCGAAUGCCGUGCUCAAGGAAACCCAUCCGGCGACGGGGAUAUUAGCCAAUUCCGGGCUGGUGAUCCAGCGACAGUUGGAGUUGAUGAAUGUGAUGAUCGGGUUUGAACAAGCCAACAAGUAUGUGAUUAUGGAUGCAAACGGAAACCAUAUUGGGUAUAUGGCAGAGCAAGAGAAGGGAAUGGCAAGCAUGAUGGCCCGACAGUGGUUUCGGACGCAUCGAGGCUUCAUGACGCAUGUGUUUGAUAGGCACGAGAAUGAAGUGCUGCGGUUUCAUCGUCCUUUUUCUUGGAUCAACUCUCGUAUCCGAGUAUACAAUCCCGUUGACAUUGCAGCCGGUGCCAAUUCCUCCACAAAUGUCCAGCCGGUUCAGCCAGGUGCACUGGCACAGGCGACAGAAGCCUCAAAUGCCCGAGUCUCGCCACUAGGAUUUGAUGAAAUGCGUGUCGUCGGGGAAGCCCAGCAACAAUGGGCGCCAUUACGGCGAAAAUACAACCUCUUCACCUACCAUACCUCGCCGGACCAAGCGCCGGACAUGCAAACACAGAGAACGCCCCUCUCACAGUCGGGUCUUUCCCCCGCGCAACAGAUGCAGCUUAUGCAAGCGACACACAACGGGUCAGGGCAAGGCGAAUACAAUCAAUUUGCUUAUGUUGAUGAACCCUUCUUGUCGUGGGAUUUCGGCCUUCGCUCGGCGGAUAGCCACCUAAUAGGUUCAGUCAAUCGCAACUUUGCGGGAUUUGCUCGGGAGAUCUUCACGGAUACCGGUGUAUACGCCAUGCGAAUGGACUCAGCAGCCCUCGACGCUGAACAAGCAGCUGCCAAAAACAAUGCUGUUACGGGCAUGACCCUUGACCAGCGUGCGGUGAUGAUGGCUACGGCAGUCAGUAUUGAUUUUGACUAUUUCAGUCGUCAUAGUGACUCCGGCGGCUUUGGUUUCUUCCCUCUAUGGAUUCCAGGAUUCGGCGGAGAGGCUGCGGCUGGGGGCGCAGCCGCUGGUGAGGCCGGUGCUGUAGGGGAGACUGCCGCAGGGACGCUGGGUAGAGCCGGCGCUGCUGGAGGCAUGGCUGACAGUGCGGCGGCUGGAGCUGCAGGCGCAGGAGCCAUGGCAGGAUACGAUGCCUUAUCUAGGGGCAUGUCGGCGGACGGCCAGUCCCAGUCCGCUUCACCAGACCAGCAUCCGCCGCCCAUGGAUCAACAGUCGCCGACUUCCGGACUAAGAGGUCCCUACGGAGAUGUAUGGGCCGAAGAAGAUCCUUGGAGCCAUGGCCAGGAGGAUCCUUGGGCCGACGACGAUCUGAGUGAUGGCGGCGACGACGACUUUUUCUAA